CUACCUAUUCUCAACCUUAAGACUCUCAGCCCACACACACACUAACUCUUGACCAGUGAGUGACUGAGUGGGUGAGCUCUCAACAAACGAUGGCUACCUCCACCGCUCUCAUCUCCUCAACCCCAUCUAGGGCUUUCUCCUCCAAAUCCACGCCUCUCGUCGCUUCUUACUCCGUUUCCAAGCCCAUCUCCCAAACCCUAACCUUCCCCAAAUCCUUCAAUGGCCUCCGCCUGCCACGCGUCGCCCACUCGGUUUCUCUCUCCCGCGGAGCUCAUUCCAGAAGGUCCUUCCUUGUCAAAGCUUCUGUGGAUGAGCUUCCUCUGGUUGGAAACGUAGCUCCUGAUUUUGAGGCUGAGGCUGUUUUCGACCAGGAAUUCAUCAAGGUCAAGCUCUCUGAAUACAUUGGGAAGAAAUAUGUGAUUCUGUUUUUCUACCCACUAGACUUCACAUUUGUUUGUCCCACAGAAAUCACUGCUUUCAGCGAUCGUCACGCCGGGUACAUUCCACAACAAAGUCAAUUUUCUGCUUACAGACGUGUUAUAACCUUGUCCAAGGUUUUGGUCUACUGCACCAUAUUGCAAAAGUUUUCGCACCUUGCAUGGGUCCAAACAGAUAGGAAGUCAGGAGGACUUGGUGAUUUGAACUAUCCAUUGAUCUCUGAUGUCACCAAAUCAAUUUCAAAAUCCUAUGGUGUGCUGAUCCCGGAUCAGGGAGUUGCAUUGAGAGGACUUUUCAUUAUUGACAAGGAAGGUGUCAUUCAACACUCCACCAUUAACAAUCUUGCCAUUGGCCGUAGUGUGGAUGAGACUAAGAGAACGCUCCAGGCCUUGCAGUACGUUCAGGACAAUCCUGAUGAAGUUUGCCCUGCUGGUUGGAAGCCUGGGGAGAAAUCCAUGAAGCCAGACCCCAAGCUCAGCAAAGAGUACUUCUCCGCGAUAUAGUGGUAGCACACUGCGUAUCUAUGUUGGAUUCAGAUAGGGAGUUGUAAACGAGUUUUGUAUUUGUGUAAUGUCUUUUUCAGUUCUUGGUAAUUUGAGCAGCAGCCUGUCACAAUAAACCCAAUGAAUGGGACUUACCCAGAUUUUCAGAGAAUUCAAGUACCCCAGCCGUUUUAUCGUGUUAAUGUUCAUAUGAUAUGGUCCAACUGGGUCAAAAGCCUAGGAGCUUGAUGCACCAUAAUAAUGCAGUUAAAAAUUACAAUGGUGUGUAGGUUUUAAGCAGGAAAGUUUAUUUGGCACCGUGGAAGCAGGCUGAGGCUAUGUAAGUGUAUUUUUUCCAAGUAAAUUAUAAGAUGGAGAGAAUAAUCGUC
Messenger RNA from Prunus mume (Japanese apricot), 1309 nucleotides. NCBI's taxonomy places the organism in Eukaryota, Viridiplantae, Streptophyta, Magnoliopsida, Rosales, Rosaceae. The record is from RefSeq and is a predicted model, not a curated record.